Cotesia congregata is the source of this 234-nucleotide messenger RNA. The record is from the annotation of a GenBank genome assembly. NCBI's taxonomy places the organism in Eukaryota, Metazoa, Arthropoda, Insecta, Hymenoptera, Braconidae.
AUGACUGACAACAAAGCAGACAAAACUAAGGUUGACUUAGGACUACUUGAAGAAGAUGAUGAGUUCGAGGAAUUUCCUGCUGAAAAUUGGACAGCAAAGGAUGAAGAUAAUGAAGAUAUAAGUGUAUGGGAGGAUAAUUGGGAUGAUGAUGAUAUUGAGGAUGACUUUAAUCAUCAAUUGAGGGCACAACUUGAAAAGCAAAAAAAUCAAAUUGAUAACAAUUCCAAGGACUAG